Dermatophagoides pteronyssinus (European house dust mite) is the source of this 792-nucleotide messenger RNA. RefSeq lists its product as uncharacterized. The record is from RefSeq and is a predicted model, not a curated record. NCBI's taxonomy places the organism in Eukaryota, Metazoa, Arthropoda, Arachnida, Sarcoptiformes, Pyroglyphidae. Gene Ontology annotation, cellular component: extracellular region. Gene Ontology annotation, molecular function: hydrolase activity, acting on carbon-nitrogen (but not peptide) bonds; chitin binding. Gene Ontology annotation, biological process: carbohydrate metabolic process.
AAUCAUCAUUAUCAUCAUAUCAAAUGGUUAAUGUUACUUAUAACAUUGACAAUAGCAACAAGGUUAAUAUCACCAAUACAAAUGGUUUUAUGUGAUCAAUUUCAAUCAUCGCAAUCAUCACCACCACAAUCAUUACCAUUAACAUCAAUAAAUUUUCGUUGUCCCGAACAAUUUGGUUAUUAUGCUGAUGAAUAUAAUUGUUCUAAAUAUUUUGUCUGUGUAUUUGGUGAAGCAUUACAUGAAUCAUGUACAGGUGGUUUAAGAUUUUCAUCCGAAUUACAAACAUGUGAUUGGCCAAGAAAUGUUAUCUGUCCAUAUGAAGAUUCAGAUUAUGAUGAAACUGAAGAUGAUUUUGUCGAUUCUGGAUCAUAUUCAUUAUCGAAUAAUAAUAAUAACAAGCAACAACAACAAGUUGGAUCUGGUAUGAUAAUUGAAACGAAAAAUCCGACAACAACAACAACUUCGACAACAACUGCCAAACCUUUAUCAUCAUCCAAUAGUGAUUUUUAUGAUAAUCAUCAUCCAUUUAUCCUAUUAAAUCAUAAAUCACAACCAUCAUCAUUUACAAAAUCAUUAUUACCACCAUCAUCAACCAAUGCAACGACGACCAUACAACAACAACAGACACCAACGCAUCAAAUAUCGGCCAAAACAUCACCAUCAACGAAUGGAUUAUUUUCAAUUCGAAAUAAUUUAUCCGUUAAUAAUAAUAAUCAAUAUACAACACCAACAUCUCAUCAUAAUCAUAAUCAUAAUCAUCAAAAUGAUAAUUCACGAUAUUAUACAGGAUAG